Sycon ciliatum is the source of this 3905-nucleotide messenger RNA. RefSeq lists its product as uncharacterized. The coding region runs from base 320 to 2665 and encodes 781 amino acids. Gene Ontology annotation, biological process: G2/M transition of mitotic cell cycle; positive regulation of G2/M transition of mitotic cell cycle; positive regulation of G2/MI transition of meiotic cell cycle. Gene Ontology annotation, molecular function: protein tyrosine phosphatase activity. Lineage: Eukaryota; Metazoa; Porifera; Calcarea; Leucosolenida; Sycettidae. Gene Ontology annotation, cellular component: nucleus; cytoplasm. The transcript is spliced from 14 exons. The record is from RefSeq and is a predicted model, not a curated record.
GACUGACAUCGCAUUCUUUGUCCACCCAGGGGAUUCCCCUUGUCCACAUGUGUCCCGUUGGACCAAUCACGAUCGAGCGGCAAGCUCAAAAUUAUUAGGGUGGUGGUCCAGUUCAGCUGCAAACUGCAGGAUCCUUCACACUUGUUCGUGCUAGUGAUGGUGGCGUUUGUGCUGAAGGAGAAUGGGUCGAUAACUAAUGUCGACAGCUUUCCACCUUAGGCCAAACUGAUCCCCACUCCAAUGAACCACCUGGAAAAUAGAACAGUAGUAGAGAAGGAUUACUGAAACAGACGACGUCCUAUUUAGGCCUUUGGUCAAAAUGAAGCAAACUUCGGGCAGCACCAGCUCAUCAGCUUCUCCCACAUCUCCCACAUCCCGCAUAAACAAACGCAAGAGCCGACGGGAUCGUCUUGCUCCGUAUGGCGAAGGUAUUUCUAGCAGCCCGAUGAGUACAACUGGCAACGCAUUUUCUUUCAAGCACACCAAAUCUGAGGGGUUUGUGGACAGCGCAAGACGACGCCCGGAUAGCUUGCACUUAUCCUUCACCAGAAGACGGGCCAGUGAUGGCACGAAGCAUUCCGGGAAGAGAGUGUCUGGUGGACGAGGCAUCAGGGUGGACGCUGACAAAUGCGAAGGAAGGUCAUUGAGAAUGUGCGACGACUCGUCCUACAGCGAGGACUCCCCAACUCCACUAUUUCCGUUGGGGCUUCGAGCACGCUCGUCAUUACCCGGACUUCCUAGUGGCUACAGCAGCAACUCUGGACCACGCUGCAUUCGCCGGACGUCAGACUGCUCCAGUGAUAGUGCUCUUGGAGACGAUAUGUAUUCAUUAACAUCUCCGGCGACUUCUGUUACUGGUACCCCGGACUUUGUAAAGGAUUUCUUGGGCUUGGCUGUCGAUAGUCCACUUCAAGAAGAUGUUCACAUCCACGACCUGUCAGAGCGCUCUAUGAGUAUACCAUGUGCUCGGAAAACCAUUUUCCCGUCAAAGUUAACUACGACGGCUUCCUGGGAUGAGGAUCGCCUGUGCCGCUCUCCUCUCUCCCCACGAUCAGAACAUGAGGAUACUGCCAGCUCCGAUGUCAUCACCGAUCAAUCUGCCGAGGCCGCUCCACGCUACGCGCGCUCGCUCUCCGUACCCAUUCGCUCCAGUGUGCGCAUUCGUCUGUUCAGCAAUGAGAGCACUAUGUCAUUGCCUAGCUCUAAGCCAGCCAGACACUUAAGCAGAAGUCCUGACAGCUCGGCAGCAGACCUUGGCGAUCACACACUGCUCGCAGAUGCCAGCGUUAGUCCGCAGCCAUCACCCGUGGGUGCUUCAAGUCCGAUGUGUACAAGUCCAUUUCUUAGCCUACUGACUAAGCCUGGUUCCUCAUCAGGUGCAGACAAAGGCCUUUCACCGCUGCCUGGCUUGUCCUCGUUGCUGUCAGCCCCUCUGUUGUCUGGAAAGCAGCCUAUGGAUGGUUCCUUCACUCAGAGCCCGUCGUUGGACAGGUUUCUGUCACUACCACCAACUCUUGAUCAGGCGUCCUUGCCAUGUGCACUAGACAACCAAGUCCCAGAGGACUUAAGGCAAACUCCAUCCCCGUGCUCCAGUCGUCCAUGCUUUCCUGUUGACAACGACGCCACGCCUCGCCUGCACUCGGUCACCAGGGGAUCAUCCUGCCCUGGCCUUGGGAGCAUCUACCAUGUGACAUCACUAUCAACUAAUGCCCUGCUCUCAGAUGACGGCCAAGCGAGCUCAUCAAUCCAGCCAUUUCGAUCACUCGGCACCAAUGCUACUGCCUCCCCAUCUUCUGGAGAUGAGUGUGAGCUGACACGGGCAGGGCGUUUUGAUGAACUGUCCGGGACGCCCAGUGCCACCUCAUCUUUAAAGCGAAGCCGUCUUGCUGUUCACGACACACCCAAGAACAUUGAAUGCAAGCGACACUGCUGCCUGAAGGAUCCUCAGACUGUUCUGUCUCCGUAUACGCUCAAAUCUACCCACAGGCUACUGGCCUCGACCAGCAGUCCGCAGAUCAAUGCAGCCUACGGUAUCAUCAGCCCAGGACAGAAGGCAGGAGCCAAUCUUGUCGGGGACUUCAGCCGUGCUCACUCGUUGCCAGCACUGCCUUUCUCGGAUGGCUCCAAUAAUGGCAUCGCCCGUAUCUCAUGGGAGACUCUUGCCGCUACCAUGCGUGGCGAGCAUUCUCUGCCUGGAAAAUUGAUUAUCAUCGAUUGCCGAUAUCCAUAUGAGUUCAACGCUGGACAUAUCCAGGGUGCUGUGAAUAUGUCGUCAGCAGAGGCGAUUACAGAGCAGCUCAUGGGUGCCGAUGCCAUUGAAGAACUGAAGGCAUGCGAGGCGCGUGGUGAAUCCAUUAUUCCGAUCUUUCACUGCGAGUUCUCAGUCAAGAGAAGUGUGGCACUUUUGCAGCACUUGCGCAAGACGGACCGUGACCUACAUCUAGAGAACUACCCCCGUCUAUAUUAUCCCGAGAUGUAUCUCUUAUCUGGUGGUUACAAGGAUUUCUUCAGUAACUGCAAGGUUAUGUGUGACCCUCCCCACUACGUCAGCAUGAAUGACAAGAAAUUUAGUGGUGAGCUGACUCGUUUUAGUCGAUCCAAAACCUACUCUGGUUUACGCUCUGACAUGCCUCGUUUCCGUCAUCGGAACAGCUUGAAAUUUUGAUGAUCAGCGCAAAUUUAUUAUCUGAAAUAUCGGCUCUUUCCGCCGUUCAACCAUUUAUGCAGUUUGUAAGUUUGUGCCUUCUAAAUCUUCAUUUUUUGGCCAAUCUUUUAUAUAGAAAUUCGGAGUUGUUGACCACGCUCCUGUGCUUAACCGGCUUGAUCUUUUGAAGUGGAUGAACCGAUUGUGGUCUUCCCUACCUGUCAUUGUCAACCCAUGUAUUCUGCUGUUUGCUCUCUGUCUUUCCUCUGUCUUGUACCUCUUUAACUUGAAUCGACCUCAUUAUUUAUGCGUGAGCUACUUCACGGGAUCUCCUCUCAUAGCUUGGGGGUUUGCUCUCAAUCCCUCAUGUUUCUCCCCCACAGGCUACUCUGUCGAACCCCCGGUGUUGUAAGCUAUUUUACUAGCUCUUGUACGUCUCUCCCCCGUUUCAAAUGAAGUUAUCCGUGUCCCGUCCCUUCCUGUAACUUAUCUCCCCCCUAGCUCUUCCUGGCCCCGUGCCAUCAUUGCUAUUGUGCUGCUUUCCUUCACCGUGCUUUCCGUCCGUUCUGCUGACUUGCUGUGCAGUCACAUCAUGUUGUGUACUCGUAUGUGUUCUUUACUCUAAUUAAUAGUCAAAAGCAUUUGAUACCUCUUUGAAUCUUCUUACAUGAUUACUACAGUAUAAUUAUACCUCGUACUCUCUCUCUCUCUCUCUCUCUCUCUCUCUCUCUCUCUCUCUCUCUCUCUCUCUCUCUCUCUCUCUCUCUCUCUCUCUCUCUCUCUCUCUCUCUCUCUCUCUCUCUCUCUCUCUCUCUCUCUCUCUCUCUCUCUCUCUCUCUCUCUCUCUCUCUCUCUCUCUCUCUCUCUCUCUUAGAAUCUGUGCCGUUUUUUGUUGUUAUUGUUGUUGUUUUGCUGCUGGCUCAUUUGUCGGAGCUUGUCAAUCACACUGUAUUAUUAGUUGGUGUUUGCCACUAGCAUGUACAUGUUCAUAACACUUGAUAUCAACAUUCCUUGCAGCUUGUAACAUCGUUUCUGUGCUCGCUUUGAACCUAUAUGCCUCUCUUCUUUUUUUUUGCUGCCUGUGAUCCCCUCUGGGAACACUAUUUAAGUUCAUGCCAAGCAGCUAUACGUUGGCCAUUCACCCAUUCUUCUGUUCUUCCAGACUCGCUGAGCAUAAAUUAAGUUCACGGUUCGCGUGAGACUCGGCUGGAAGCCCCCGCUGAGCAUGCAAGUAUUUAACCAAUACAAUGUAAGUGAUGAA